GGGCCACGUGGGUGCAGUUGGUUGUCCGGUCCUGUGGAGAUGGAGGCGUUAGACCGGGUGGUAAAGGAGCUUUAAGCCAUGGAAGGAGGAAUAACAAUAUUCAGUUUUAUUUUGCCCAAUUCUUGAGUUGGUGUUUGUGUGAAUUGGGGAUUGUGAUUUCGGAUAAAUUCUGUCCAACUGUAAACAAGCUAGCCAAACAGAAAAUAACUCAAGAAAGCCUAAAACGAAGAGAGCCAAAAGAUUUCUUGAAAAAAGGGAGCCAAAGCUGACAGAAAAUACCAAAAAUGCAAUGCUCAUAAAAGGAGGAAAUGCAAGUUUAACAGUAGCAGAAGUACUCAAAAAUAUUUAUGCCCUGAAAAAGCCCUUUGCUGUCCUAUAUAAAAAAAAGAAUAUCACAAGACCCUUUGAAGACCAGUCCUCCUUGGAAUUUUUUUCCAAGAAGUCUGAUUGUUCUUUGUUCCUGUUUGGAUCACAUAGUAAGAAGAGGCCUAAUAAUCUGAUCAUAGGUCGUAUGUAUGACUAUCACAUUCUGGAUAUGGUUGAACUGGGCAUUGAGAAGUUUGUAGCCCUCAGUGAUAUCAAGAACAGCAAGUGUCCAGAGGGAACAAAGCCCAUGCUGAUAUUUGCAGGUGAUGCUUUUGACAUUGAUGAGGAACAUAGAAGAUUAAAAAGCCUUCUAAUUGAUUUUUUCAGAGGCCCUGUUGUCCCCAGUAUUCGGCUGGCAGGCUUAGAACAUGUUCUGCAUUUCACAGCAGUGGAUGAAAAGAUCUAUAUGAGAAGUUACAAGGUAUUGUUGAAAAGGUCUGGUUGCAAAAUACCCAGGAUUGAACUUGAAGAUAUGGGACCCUCAUUAGAUUUGGUGAUAAGGAGGACACAUCUGGCAUCAGAUGAUCUUUAUAAGCUGUCGCUAAAACAGCCUAAAGCUCUCAAGCCAAAGAAAAAGAAGAAUGUCUCCCAUGAUGUCUUUGGGACAAAAUAUGGGCGGAUUCAUAUGCAGAAACAGGACCUGGAUAAACUGCAGACUAGAAAAAUGAAAGGUUUAAAGAAAAGACUGGCUGAAAAGAAAACGGAAGAUGGAGGGGAUCCAAAGAAACUAAAGUUGGAAUGAGAAGUUUGGACUGGAAUGAGCAUUUGAAUUUGGUUGCUAUCACUGAAAUGCCAUAUAAACUUAAAUCUUAUUUCAAGUAGAUUUUACUAUUUUGCCAUUUCUGAAGAUGUUUGUAAACAGUGGAUGAUCUUAAUAAUUUUUUCUAGUAAAGUUUAUUUGAUCACUUGAAA
This is a messenger RNA of Python bivittatus (Burmese python), 1278 nucleotides long. It is a transcript of the gene RPF2, whose product is annotated as ribosome production factor 2 homolog. Gene Ontology annotation, biological process: maturation of LSU-rRNA from tricistronic rRNA transcript (SSU-rRNA, 5.8S rRNA, LSU-rRNA); ribosomal large subunit assembly. Gene Ontology annotation, molecular function: rRNA binding. Lineage: Eukaryota; Metazoa; Chordata; Lepidosauria; Squamata; Pythonidae. Gene Ontology annotation, cellular component: nucleolus. The record is from RefSeq and is a predicted model, not a curated record.